AUGGCCUACUUCGCUUCGGCGCUCGCGUUCCUGGCGCUUCUACUAUGGAGUCGGAUCACCGCCGCUGACCCUCAGACUAACCUCCUCCUGAGAGCCUGCAGCUUAAUCAACGUGACCAACACCACCGCCUUCGCCGCCACUAUCAACCUCACCUUCUCCGACCUCCGCUUCACCAUCUCCUCUGCCGCUCCCGGCAGCUCCGCCACUCACUUCGCGACGGCGUGGGGCUACGCCCAGCCAUUCUACGCUCUCUUCCAGUGCCGCGGCUACCUCUCCACCGCCGACUGCCUCACUUGCUUCUCUGCAGCCGAGGUCUGUAUCCGCAUCUGCGGCCCCGCCAAUGGCGCCCGCGUUAUCUACGACGGGUGCUUCCUCCGCUACGAGAGCACCCCCUUCUUCCAAAGCAAGGGCCCGGGUAACGGCAACAACUGCGGUGAACGCAACUCGACGAGCGGGUUCUCCGCAUCGGUUCGGCCGCUGUUGGAGGAUUUGAAGGCCAACACGCCGAGGACGCGGGAGUUCUUCGCUGCGGUGGAGAGGGAGGGGGUGUUCGCGGUGGCGCAGUGCGUGGAGACAGUGAGCGAGGAAGGGUGCGAGCAGUGCCUGGCGACGGCGGUCGACCACGUGAUGCUGUGCCUGCCGAGCGCCGACGGGCGGGCGGUGGACGCCGGAUGUUUCAUGAGGUACUCCGACGAGUCCUUCUUCCCGGCCAAUCGAACGGUGGAUCUGUCGCCUUACUUGACGAAUUCAGCUCGGAAUGUGACGAUGGAACAUGGAAGAGCGAAAUCGAGCAAGAAGGGAGCCCUAAUUGGGGCAGUUGCUGGAGGAGUCGGCGGCCUGUUGCUUCUUCUGGGGGCUAUAUCUCUUCUGUGGAUCAGAAGAUCUAGAGAUCAACGAAAUCCUUCUGAAGGAGAUACAUUGGGGGAAUCCACAUUACAAGGGUCAGUAAAUUUCCAUUACAAGGAUCUAAAAACUGCUACAAAUAAUUUCAGUGAAAAAAAUAAAGUAGGAAAAGGAGGAUUCGGGGAUGUGUACAAGGGUCAACUUAAAAAUGGGAGAACGGUUGCUGUAAAGCGACUGAUAAUUACUCAAACCAGUAGAGCAAGAGCUGAUUUUCAAAGCGAAGUGAAACUCAUUAGAAAUAUUCAUCAUAGAAAUUUAGUUAAUCUGCUUGGAUAUUCUAGCAAAUGCGACAAUUUUCUUCUUGUCUAUGAGUAUAUGACAAAUGGCAGCCUUGACAAGUUCAUAUUCGGCAAUAGACGUGGGUUCCUCAACUGGAGGCAAAGAUUUGAUAUAAUUGUUGGGGUAGCUCGUGGUCUUGCUUACUUGCAUCAAGAAUUCCUUGUUCGUAUCAUACACCGGGAUAUAAAAUGCAGCAACAUUCUUCUCGAUAACAAUUUCCAGCCAAGGGUUGCAGAUUUUGGGCUGGCACGACUUCUCCCUGAGGACAAGAGUCACGUUAACACUAUAUUUGCUGGCACUUUUGGAUAUACAGCACCUGAGUAUGCAAUUCAUGGGCAGUUAUCUGAAAAGGUUGAUACAUAUAGCUAUGGCAUUGUUGUCCUUGAAAUAAUCAGCGGCCGGAAGUGCAACGACAUAAAACUCCAACCUGUUACUCAAUAUCUUCUUGAAUGGGCCUGGAAAUUAUACGAACGAGACUUGUUAUUGGAGAUGGUGGAUGAAACCUUGGAUGCUAGUGAUUAUACACCAGAAGAAGUUAAAAGGAUCAUUAAGAUUGCUCUUCUCUGCACCCAGUCUACGGUUGCUGCAAGGCCAACCAUGUCAGAGAUUGUAGUUCUGCUGGUGAACCAAACUGAUGAUGCUCUUCAUCCAACAAGACCUACCUUCAUAGAGGCCAGCAAUAGGGUUUAUGGAGAAGCAUCUUCAUCCCCUGCUGGCUCAACUUCGACUCCAGUUGCAGCUUCACAUGCAACUUUCUCGACGUUUCAAUUUUCUGCUCGUUGAUGUUCACAACGAAUAUAUCAUUCAGAACUACAUUGAUAAAGAUCCAUGGUGCGAGUCACAUCUGUAUAAAGUGUUUGAGCCUAAGAAUUGAAUUGGCACGAUUCUUGUGUAAUUGUCUUCUAGUUAUAAGAGCAGUUGUUUAAACUGACCA
Messenger RNA from Zingiber officinale, 2116 nucleotides. Its product is annotated as cysteine-rich receptor-like protein kinase 2. NCBI's taxonomy places the organism in Eukaryota, Viridiplantae, Streptophyta, Magnoliopsida, Zingiberales, Zingiberaceae. Bases 1 to 1965 code for a protein of 654 amino acids. The transcript has 7 exons. The record is from RefSeq and is a predicted model, not a curated record. Gene Ontology annotation, molecular function: ATP binding; protein kinase activity. Gene Ontology annotation, biological process: protein phosphorylation.